UGAGAUUUGAGUGGUCAGACUCUGACCGGUCUCGAUUUGUUUCAUUUCAUUUCCGCGUCAACAGCCAGCGUAAUAUCAAUCAUUCUUCUUCCUCUGAUCCCACAGAAAAACCCUAGCAUCUUCUCUCAUUUCCCCCCAAAUCUCACGAUUAGUUUAUACCAAGGGGGGAGGAUAAUCAUCAAGGUCAACCCAUGGAAGCUUAAAGGGGAAUCGAAUCCUCUCAUACUCUCACAAUCGGGAUCGGUGUUGUAGAAUCUGGGGGGGAAGGCCGAGAAAAGAAAAUGUCGUCGGAGAUUGAGGUCGUGGAAGAAGUCCAAUCGAAUCCCAAGGCGAACGGGGAAUCGAGUUCCAAAGGGAUUGAAGAUGAGAGCUUGAAGAACGAUGUUUAUACUGCGGCGGCUUAUGGUGAUUUGGAGAAGCUUCAUCGAUUGGUCGAGUGUGAGGGUUGCUCUGUUUCUGAGCCCGAUGGCCUUGGCUACUAUGCUCUUCAGUGGUCCGCCUUGAACAACCGCACAGCCGUUGCGCAGUAUAUUAUCGAGCAUGGUGGAGAUAUAAACGCGACAGAUCAUACUGGACAGACUGCGUUGCACUGGAGUGCUGUUCGCGGUGCGAUACAAGUUGCAGAACUCUUGCUACAAGAGGGUGCAAGGGUAGAUGCAACAGAUAUGUAUGGAUAUCAGCCAACACAUGUUGCAGCACAGUAUGGCCAGACUGCUUUUCUCUGUCACGUCGUCUCAAAGUGGAAUGCUGAUCCUGAUGUGCCCGAUAAUGAUGGAAGAAGCCCCUUGCACUGGGCUGCAUAUAAAGGUUUUGCAGAUUCCAUUCGCCUUCUUUUAUUUCUAGACGCAUAUAGAGGACGGCAGGACAAAGAAGGUUGCACUCCUUUGCACUGGGCUGCCAUUCGAGGUAAUUUAGAGGCUUGCACUGUCUUGGUUCAGGCUGGAAAGAAAGAGGAUUUGAUGAUUACUGACAAUACCGGCCUUACCCCUGCACAACUUGCUGCUGAAAAGAAUCACCGACAAGUUUCUUUUUUCCUUGGUAAUGCUAGAAGGCUGCUUGAAAAGCGGUGUGACGGAAGCAGUCCCCUUGGAAGAUUAUCAAAGUUGGGACUUGCUCCAGUUCUUUGGUCCAUGAUCCUGCUGCUUCUACUUAUAUAUACUAAUUCUGUUAUUUUGGCAUCCAAUCUGCCAAAGCUAACAACUGGGAUUGGUGCGCUUGCAUGGCUGGGAUUCCUUCUUGCAACUGGAGGGCUUGUUUUGUUUUACCGUUGUAGCAAAAAGGAUCCAGGUUACAUUAGAAUGAAUAUCCAUGAUCCGCAGACCAUGAAAGAUGAUGUUGGAACCACUGUUGAAAAUAGAGUUAAACAACCCUGCUUUGCUUGCUGGGAAUUGGACGCAGCUCUGUGCAACAUGCAAGCGCCUACUUUGUUUCUUUUUGUUCAGAUUAUCAGACCUCUUCGAGCUAAGCACUGUUCCACCUGUGAUCGUUGUGUAGAGCAAUUUGAUCAUCAUUGUCCUUGGGUAUCAAACUGUGUCGGAAAAAAGAACAAGUGGGACUUUUUCCUUUUUCUUCUACUUGAAGUUCUAGCGAUGCUGAUAACUGGUGGCGUCACUCUUGCAAGAGUCUUGAGUGACCCUUCAGCUCCAUCUUCGUUUGGAGCAUGGAUGAGCCAUGUCGCUAGUAAUCAUGUGGGGGCGUUAUCCUUUCUGCUUAUUGAAUUCUGUCUCUUCUUUUCAGUUGCCGUCUUAACAGUCAUACAGGGGUCUCAGAUAUCGAGGAACAUAACCACAAACGAGAUGGCUAAUGCACUGCGCUACAGCUACCUAAGAGGUCCAGGCGGUCGCUUCAGGAAUCCUUACGAUCUGGGUUGCAGAAGAAACUGCUCGGAUUUCUUGGUGAAAGGUUAUAACGAAGACAUUGAGUGUCAUGAAGAGGACACAACACAGAGACAAGAGGGUAUUAGUAUGAUGCAGAUGCAGCGGAGUCCUAAUAUUCAGAAUGGCAAUGGCCACGUUGCUAUCGAUGUUAAUCCGAUACAUAAUUCGCAGUCAGCACAUGUUCAUUCUUCCAACUGCAGCCAUAGCCAUACCAGUAAGUCAAAGAGUGAUAGUGUUCCUUUGGGUUUGGGACUUGGUCUUGGUCGUAACCCAACCCGACCUGUUGUACCUCCAUGAUUUAUGGUCGUGUCCCAAAGUUCUUCAUUGUGCAUUUGUGUUGUAAGAAACACGUGUGUUCCUAUCAUCGUGUAACGAUAACACAUCCCAUUUCAGGUGAAGAUAGCAUUUUAACAGAAAUGGUUGUACGUUAUGUUUCUGAGUUGAGUAAUGGAAGUUUGAAUCCAUAAAUAGUUUGGUAAUCCUUGUUUUUUUCUUAAAUCACAACCAGAUGCAAACUAAUCGUCACAAACACAGCGUUACAUAUUAUAUAUAUAUGAACUACAAGAGAAUGACUUGACUAUCUCAAAUGCCUACACACCAAAAUCUUGUGGAGAUCCCAAAAAAAGGAAAAAGAAAGAAUGUUGUUGUGUGUAUGAUGAACGUUUCACGCCAAAUGAAAUCUGAGUCAGAACCAACGUAUAAAGCCACAACUCACCCGGUGACAGAAGAAGAAACUGCAGGAUAUUUGCUUCACUACUCGCCAAAUCAAUUGUAUGAAUGUUACACAAACAAAAUAAGAACAUAUAUGCAUAUAUGUUUCUUUCUGUCUACAAAAAUCUGAAUUUGAAAUCCUCCUGUACCACAAGACAAAACCUUGAAACGAAAAGCUUGAUCAAGAUAAAUGACCAAAGUCAUUGUGUGCCACUGGAAAACCUCUUCAACCACGUUGGAUUUCUGUAUUUGACACAUGAACAAUAUUUCCAGUCCUUCUCUUUAUUAUCUCCUCAAACUGGUCUGGAGGGAUCUCAUUUCUCCAUCGUUUUGCUUCAUAUAUCUCGUUAAAUAUCUGUAUUAUCUCUUCCAUGUGAAGCCUUAGUACCUCGUAAAGGACUGUCUGCCACAUGAUCAUCACUUAUCACCGCAUCAACAUCCUCCUUACAAGUUGCAGCCAACUCAAAUAUCUCCACUGCAGCUUCUAAACUCUCCUGCCAUGUUGGUAGGUCGAGUUUGUACUCCAUGAUUGAUCGCUCAUAAAGUACAGAACACAGUAAAACAUCUAGCCAAGACUUCAACUUUGCUGCUUCAUCUGCUGUGUUAUCUUGCGUUGAGCUACCUGGUACUUCGGAUCCCAGAUUUUUCAACACUUCCAUAGACGUUUUGAUAUUGCUUUCGGCGCUUUGAUAAAGCUGCACCACAGCUGCAUAUGGCCAUGUUUUCAAAUCAAGGUGACUGACAAUUACAUAGUACCACGAGUGUCUUGCUUCCUCAAACUGCUGGAGACCUAGCGCAAGAUAGACUUCAAACAAAUCCGGUUUUAUCCUCAUGGCCUCUUCGUACUUCUCUUUUGCUUUUGCGUGCUCUCUCUGAGCGCAUUCAUAAGCAGUUUUAACUUGCUCAGAAACGGAUUCUCCAGAAACACCUCGCAGGAGGCUCAACCUUUUCUUUGCCCCUGACAUGUGCACAUUCCCCAGCUUUAACAAUGAACGUGCUGCCACUUCUUGGAAUUGCCGAGCUGCUUUUUCGAAAGGCCCUUGAGCUUCAUCAGAGGUUACCACUUCCUCCAUAGCUUCUGAAUUCAGUUUCAUCCCAAGUUCUUGAAGAUUCAAGCAUGUCUCAGGAUCAACUCUGGCCUGGACCUUAAAUAGCCGAGCAAACUCAACCAUCCAGUCUUCAAUCUUACUGGUACCUCUUCCGUUUACCUUUGAUUUAAAAGAAUCAGCGGUUAUCUUGAGCUUCUUCAUCUCAACUAAUCUUCCGAAAAAGGGAUCCUGCUCAGGACUAACUUCCACUACAUAAUACCUCAUACUCACAGUGUUCAGUGACCUUGCUAACACCUCACUCAUUCUUAGCUCUUCAUCUGUUGUGAUUGUCACUAAAUCUCCUUCUUGGUCCUUGUACUUUAUAUGAACCGCCCUUAAGCUUGGGAAACGCUCGUGAACAACUUCCCUAAGCUGAAAGAGAGUGCAGUUUAAAGGCAACUCAGCCAAUCUAAUGUCUUCAGAGUACACAAACUUCACAGCCUUCUUCACAUCUCCGAUACUUUUAUCCUCAACGAUCACUUUCUCCUGUUGUUUCUCUUUCACUUUCUUCUUGCUCUUCUUAUCGAUAAUCUUUUCCUUUCCCUUCUCACCUGCAAGAUUGUUGUUAUUCUUCUUCUCCGUCUCUGCAUUCUCACCAUCACUCUUCUCCUGCACUUGAUUGCUUCUUUUCUUCUUCUUCGCUCGUGCCCACAGUGCAGAGGAAGCCUCAGCAGGCUCAACGUAAUCCGGAGGCAGCUCUAUCACUGAAUCUUUGAUCAUUAACCCUUUGCUCUCCAAAGUUUUCUUAAGCUUAUCGACAAUAUCAGACGCCAUGGGGUUUUUUGGAUCCAGUUUCGAGACCAAAGAAACAUCUUUCAACGCCAAAUCUAACUUAUUCAAGGCCUCAUAGCAUCUUGCCCUCUUCAACAAUGCUUUGCUAUAGUCAGGAGCGAUGCUAAGUGCUAAAUCGCAUUCUUGGAUUGCUUUCGCAUACUCUCCAGGAUCCAAUUGCAUAUAACACGAAGCCAUAUUAGCUCGAACAUGAGCCACCUCUACAUGAUCUUUAGGGAGUAUCUUGAUUGCUUCCCCGUAUUUAAGCAUUGCACCAUCAUAAUCUCUCCUCUGAAACAACUUGUUACCUUCUUCUUUCAACCCUUGUGCCUUUGAAACAAAAUCUACAGCUUCUUCAACCUUGGAAUCUCCCUGAACAAAACCAUCCACUUGACUUUGGCUUGUUUCGGGUUCUAACUUUCCCUUGAGCUUCUCCAUGGUGAGAUUUCUCAGAAGCAAAACACACAAGAGAAAAUUUCCGAAAUUUUAACCAAAGGUUUCUACUUGAAAGCCGCACAUGAGAUUCUCUAUGUCGAAUUCAUGUGAGCUUCAAAAGAGAAACUAAAACAGCUAAUUUCACAGGUCUGACAAUGGAACAGUACACAUCGAAACGAAAGAAGAUAUACUACAAGAAUUGAGUAUAUAAUUUACAAAAUCCCUAGGGAUUGCAGAUAGAACACGAAACGUGUCUACCUCUUUGUGAAUCGAGAUCCUUAAUCGCAGAAGAAACGGCAAUUUUCCGAGCUGAGUCUAGAGAGAUUAUAUAAUCUGGAAUGGGUUUUCUCGGGAAAGAGAUUUAAAAAUUUCCGGGAAAUAGAUGGGAGGAAGAAGAAGCGAUGGAAAGAGGAUGAAGGAAGAAGAAAAGAUUAUGAGACCACCAUGUGGCUCUGUACAUCUGUAACGGAGAUAGCUUUGUCUAAAAGCCACGACAAAGGUUG
Thlaspi arvense is the source of this 5385-nucleotide messenger RNA. NCBI's taxonomy places the organism in Eukaryota, Viridiplantae, Streptophyta, Magnoliopsida, Brassicales, Brassicaceae. The record is from the annotation of a GenBank genome assembly.